Molecule: messenger RNA, 1075 nt
Organism: Cyprinodon variegatus (sheepshead minnow)
Lineage: Eukaryota; Metazoa; Chordata; Actinopteri; Cyprinodontiformes; Cyprinodontidae
Product: hormone-sensitive lipase-like
Exons: 6
Coding region: 44-1075 (343 amino acids)
Biological process (GO): triglyceride catabolic process; cholesterol metabolic process
Cellular component (GO): cytosol
Molecular function (GO): sterol ester esterase activity; triacylglycerol lipase activity
Source: RefSeq, a predicted model, not a curated record
GACAGGAACCGUCAGAACAUGAAGGAAGAAGAAGAAGAAGAAGAUGCGGCUGGCCUCUGAAAUGGAUCACAAAGCUGUUUUCACAGCUUUGGAGAAGGUCUGUGAAGACAACAUCUGUGUGCUGUGUGGACCCUCCGAGUCGCCGUAUGGCACCAUAACCAAGCGCUUGGUCGCAUGUAUGAGGAAGAUCCAGCAGCACGGCCGCGCCCUGGAGCCCGUGGUGGCCAGCUUCGCCGCCGUCUACCAUCACUAUGACUUUGACCCGCAGACACCUGGAAACGGAUACCGAACCCUGGUAAAGGUCUUGCAGUCCUGCCUCGUGCACAUCAUCCAUAAAGGCCGUUACAUCGCCUCCAACUACAGCGGCGCCUUCUUUAGGGCGGAGCACAACGCCACGGAGAUGGAGGCGUACUGCAGCGCCCUCUGCCAGCUGCGAGCCCUGCUCUACCUGGCGCAGCAGCUGAUCCACGACAACGACCACGGUCAGCUGUACACGCAGCAGGACACCGACCUGAGCGACAGAUUCGUGCAGGAGUACAGCUCCAUGCACAAAGCCUGUUUCUACGGACGCUGUCUGGGCUUCCAGUUCUCUCCCGCCCUGCGGCCGUUCCUCCAAACCAUUGUCAUCAGCAUGGUUUCAUACGGAGAGACUUACGGGAAGCAGCAGUCUGGGAUUGGAACAGCCGCCCUGUCGCUCCUCACAUCAGGGAAGUAUGUGAUCGAUCCGGAGCUGCGAGGGGCCGAAUUCGAACGCAUCACUCAGAACCUGGACUUGCACUUUUGGAAAUCCUUCUGGAACGUCACAGAGUCUGACAUUUUAUCAGGAUUUACCCGGAUCGCCUCGAACCCGGUGCAGGUGAACAUCACGCUGACCGUACCUCCGGUCAGCCUGCGUCUCCCUCUGGCCUCGGACCCCAGGCUGUCCACCAGCAUAUCUCCUCCCAUUGCCCACUGGGGCCCCGGGCCCGUCUACAUGAGGCUGAUCUCCUAUGAGCUGCGAGAGGGUCAGGUGAGGAUCAUAAAUAUACGAUCCAUGGGUUUAAAAUGCAAAGGAGAAGAAAUAAACGUCAUCUGA